GCGUGGCCAAACAAUACCUGGAGUAUAUAAGCUCGAUAAUAACGAAUGGCCAACAGUAGAAGCGAUUCUCGUAUCUAUCUGCUCAUUUCACCAUGGCUCUUACUUUGUCGGUUGUUCUUUUAUGCGCCGGAGUCGUUCUGGGCUCUGUCCAUCCCCCAGCAUAUGGCCAUCACCCACAGCCCGCUUAUGGUCAUCAUGCGCCUGCUUACGGUCAUCAUGCACCUGCCUACGCUCACCAGCAUUCCUAUGAGCACGGUUACUGCGACCCAACUGUUGCCCCAGCCUGCGCUGACAACUCCACUCUCUCCUACUGCUUGGAAGACACUGAGUAUCCUGAAUACGAGAUUAAGGCUGCCAUCACCGCCGAUCACCUGUUCGCCAAGAAGUACGCUGAUGUCGCCGACCAGUCUGCUGACGACCUGGUAGAUAUGCUUACCAAGGAUCAGGAGGAGGCCUUCGACUAUUCUUACUACACUGGAGCUUCCACUGGGGACUCUCCCUACGAUGCCACUCACUGGGGUGGUCCUGAGGGUUACAUCUGUCCCUCCGAAGUGGUGUAUGCCAUGCCCAAACGUGCCCAGAACGUGGAGGGCAAGUGGCGCGUCAUUGUCAACGACGUUCACUAUUACAGCCAGACUGCUCGCCUCGAGACUUGUCUGUUCCCAGAGGCUGCUUGCCGCGCCCUAGCUCCUUGCUACCAGAGCCAUUGCACCCAGAAGUCAGUGUACCACCGACUCCUUUCCUAUGACCCAUGUGACCCUUACAAGGGCCUCUUCAUUGACAUCUACAAGAUGCCAUCUGCCUGCUCCUGCCACCUUCCCGCUUAAAACGCCACCACAAUACUCCAUGCCCACAAAGAAACCAACGACAACCCCUGUUUAAAGCGGAGGAGAAUACCCCACGUGACUGGAGAACUUCACGUACCACUAGUCAUGCCAGGAACCGCCGGAACACUCCCGCCGCUGCUCUCUCUCCCAUCUUCAGCCAUAUAAAAGAUAGAAGCGUCUGUUGUAAUAUCUUUAUAAACAAAUCAUUUUUGAAUAUA
Messenger RNA from Penaeus monodon (black tiger shrimp), 1045 nucleotides. Its product is annotated as protein spaetzle 3-like. Bases 93 to 827 code for a protein of 244 amino acids. Gene Ontology annotation, cellular component: extracellular region. Gene Ontology annotation, biological process: regulation of Toll signaling pathway; central nervous system formation; innate immune response. The transcript is spliced from 2 exons. Gene Ontology annotation, molecular function: Toll binding; growth factor activity. The record is from RefSeq and is a predicted model, not a curated record. NCBI's taxonomy places the organism in Eukaryota, Metazoa, Arthropoda, Malacostraca, Decapoda, Penaeidae.